This is a messenger RNA of Bursaphelenchus xylophilus (pine wood nematode), 2392 nucleotides long. Lineage: Eukaryota; Metazoa; Nematoda; Chromadorea; Rhabditida; Aphelenchoididae. The record is from the annotation of a GenBank genome assembly.
AUGCGCCUGGAAGUUGUCCGAAAAGCAUGCUACGUUUUACUUGUUCUGCAGUCAGGUGGGUUCAGAAUAUUUUAAAGGUUUUCUUUGAGGUUUUUAAUGUAUAAAUGCAAAAUGACUUAUAUUUUUUAGAAAGGAGGCUUUCGAAAAACCGUUCAAUUUAAAACAAAAUUUUUCUAUGACUUGCGCGAGAUUUUCAGAUUGUUGUUUGCCACCAAUAGCGUUUUAGGCGGAAAGUUGGCAAAAAUUUGAAACUUUUUUGAUUUCCGGUUCAAAAAUCUCACAAGCGAGGUGUUCGAAGUGCGACGUUGCAACCAGGUCAUAUAUCAAUUUUUUAGGGGAAGUACCACAAGUGCGACGCUCAGAUUUUGAUGAAACUUGGCACAAAUUUAGAAUAAUUUUUUUUUAAAAAUAUAUAUGCGAGAAUCCUAGCUCGCGCUUUGCAGAAACAACCGAGAUUUUCAGAUCGAAAGUUGGCGAAAAUUUGACACUUUUUGCCAAAUUUCGGCACGAAUAUUUUCAUGCCUACUUCUACUGUCAAGGAUAAUGUUUCUACAAAAAAUCAAACCUUUCCGCACGAAACUGCCAAAGUUAUGGCUAAAAAGCGCUUUUCUCUCUGACCGCUCUCCACGUUUAGCCUGCUCUCUCGGCGGAAAAAAUGGUUCAAUAUCCCGGCGUCGCCUGCAAAGCGCGAGCUAAAACUUUCAGGAAUUGAUAUUAAGCCUAUGUCCGAAGCGUAUGCAAAAUUUAAAGAAAAUCUAAGCGUCUCACUUGGGGUACUUCCCUUGUUAACUUCUUUUGCUAGUCAAUAUAUUAAACAGUCUUUGGCGCCGUGAGAACGCGUAUAUGCGGAGAGCAGUCAGAAAGAAAAGCGGUUUUUGGACUUUGCCAAUUUUUUGAAAAUAGAAUUUUAUGUUAGAAUAGGAGUUGUCUUAUGCUGUAGAGAAAGGGCUGAGAUUUUUGAUGCAUAAAGAAAAAUGUCACUAUACACUUUAACGUAGUCUAUGACUAUUCACCAGGCACGCAUCGAGUUUGGCCCCUUAGUUGGUCCAAAAAUGUAGUUAUCUCAUACUUUUGCUCUCUGCUUUGUUCCAUUGUGUAUCUUGUCCGCUACAAUUUAUUUUUUAAAAUUUUUAGAACGCCUCCGUUUGUGUUGGCCUCACCGUCCGAUUCUUGGUUAAUUUCGAGAGUAUAAUCGGCUUCUUUUUAAAUCCCCAGCUUCGGUUCUACCUUUUGUGUGCCAGUAUUUACACCCACAGUAUUCACAUCUCCAUUAUUGCGCAGCAUCGUUUCCACUCGAUUAUUUUACCGCGACAUUACACCAGAGUUUGGAAUAAGGCGAAAAACAUUACAUUAAUCGUGCUGACCUGGAUCUCCGGGACUGUGAUUCUACCGGCAAUUACUAUUUUUCCAAUACGAAAUGAACACCAAGGCUCUCUGGAGACAUUCUUCAAGACUUAUGACAAAGUUUUGGGAUAUUGGCAACAGAAUUUGUUGAUCACGACGCUUUAUAUUACAACUUUUAUUGCCGGCCUUUGUUAUUUGACGUCAGGAAUGACAUUUUUAUACAAGAAAUACAAAAGGGAGCGAUGUGGUAAGUAAAGGGCAGGCAUAAAACUAUACAGUCUGGUGGGAUGGUGCUUGUUGUUAACGCGGUCACAGUGAGGAAUUAUAGUGGGAUGAUCAUUGUCUCUAGGGAAGUGUUAUUUAGAGGUAACGCUAUAAAUUUGUCACAUUUUCAUGAAAAUUGAAUACAAAGCGAGGAAGAAAUACAUGCUUGAGAAGAAGUACGUGUAUCUUAUCAGGAAGAAGUAAAGAUGAAAUGGAAAUAUUGUCAAAAAUCAGUAUUGUAGUUAUGAGGAGCAAAGAACAACUUAUAAUUUGUUGACUAAAACCUUAGAAUCUAGAAAAAUCCUGUCUUAAAAAGAAAUUAAAUUAUAAAGGGAAAUUGCCCAAGCUAAAAACCCUGUCAUGAAAGUUAGCGGAACUUUAGAUCAUAAUUUUAGGAGGAAAACGGGGAUUUUUUUAGCUACCGCGUUUUGCUUCCCUAAAAGUUAGCCCAUGCGUUAUACUUAUAAAAUUUACUUCUAUUUCAGCGUACAGUAAUGUGUACAGACGUCUUUUCUUCUGUGGGUUCCUCAUCUUUAUCCCCACGCUUUCCCACGCCCUCCUCACACAGUAUCAUGCCAGAAAUUACAGUCAUUGGGCGUUGUUGGCAUUACGAGGAUCGGAGAUCUUUUCCAAUCUUGUUAUUCCCGUUAUUUUAUAUUGUACUUCGAAACUGGUUCGGAGAAAAUUUUUGGGAAUAAUUCGAAUUGGAAGAGAGAAAAGGAAGGUGAUCUCGGCCACUGGAUUCGUCGAUCUACAUAGUCAUCGGGGCGAAACUUUGUCGUGA